This is a messenger RNA of Lindgomyces ingoldianus, 552 nucleotides long. RefSeq lists its product as uncharacterized. NCBI's taxonomy places the organism in Eukaryota, Fungi, Ascomycota, Dothideomycetes, Pleosporales, Lindgomycetaceae. Bases 1 to 552 code for a protein of 183 amino acids. The transcript has 6 exons. The record is from RefSeq and is a predicted model, not a curated record.
AUGGUCCUUCUUUCCUUCCCUCCAGCUGAGACAGACAAAUUCCCAUUCGGCAUAGCAUAUCAUAGAGAGGUCAAAAAGACGUGGAAAUUAAGAGGACGGAGCGAGAGGAACAGGCGCAAACAGCCAAGAUACGAAAGCCUCAAACAACUUGCUAAAGGCAUGGUAUGGUAUGGUUUGGUAUGGUAUCUGAGCCAUUCCCUCGUUCCUCCUUCAAUAGCACUUCCACAACAACACUGCGAGAAGAAGAAUAUAAGCGUGUGUGCACGACCAACUAACAAAAGAGACUCGUACCGCCUUGGCGCAAAUUCCUCAAAAACCGAUCAAUCAACCAAUGAAAAGCGAGAGAGGGAAAGAGGGCUACCCAAUAUGACACGACAGAAAAGAGUGGGGCCAACGACGGAAGAACGCGAAAUGCACCGCACCAGGGGCUUGAUUUGGUGUCUGCUGAUACCCGCUAACACGACCGGGCAAUGCAAUCUCUCAACCAAAACAAAAGCGAUUGCUAAAGACCAUAAACCACCAAAAAAAAUGAACGCCGGCCAGGAUAUAUGA